AUGGUGGACAAGGUUUUUAAGAAGACCAGCGGAAACGGACAGCUGACUCUGUUUCUGGGGAAGAGAGAUUAUAUCGAUCAUGUGGACAGUGUGGAAUCAGUUGAGGGAGUGCUGAAGAUCGACCCCUCAGAUCUGGGAGACAGAAAAGUGUGGGUUCAGCUGUGCUGUGCAUUCCGUUAUGGUACUGAUGAUCUGGACCUGAUUGGGAUGUACUUCAGGAAGGAUAUCUGGCUCACUCGCGUCCAGCUUUAUCCCGACGCCGGACACAAACCCAAACUCACCGACAUGCACAACACACUGCUGAAGAAAGCUGGAGAGCAGGCCCACGCCUUCGCCUUCGAUAUCCCCACUAACCUGCCGUGCUCGAUGACUCUCCAGCCCGGUCCUGAUGAUCAGGGGAAGAAGCCCUGCGGCGUGGACUUCGAGGUGAAAGCGAUUGUAGCGAAAGUACCUGAAGAUCCAGAUGAGAAAAUUGACAAGAAAGACACGUGCCGUCUGAUCAUCCGUAAGAUCCAGUUCGCUCCUGCCAACACGGGAUCAGGACAGAAAGCUGAAAUCUGUAAGAACUUCAUGAUGUCUGAUAAACCGGUUCACCUGGAGGCCUCCAUCGAGAAAGACAUUUAUUACCACGGAGAAUCCAUUCCUAUCAGAGUCAAAGUGAAGAACGAAACCAGCAAAACUGUGAACAAGAUUAAAAUCACCGUGGAUCAGACGACGGACGUGAUUCUUUAUUCUGCAGAUAAAUACACCAAAACGGUUGUGUCUGAGGAGUUUACCGAGACGGUGGAAGCUAAUUCCUCCUUUGAUAAAGUGUUGAGCAUCACACCGUCUCUGGCUCAGAAUAAAGAGAAACGAGGAAUCGCCGUGGACGGAAAACUGAAGUACGAGGACACCAACCUCGCGUCCACCACCAUUCUGAGAGCCGGAAUGGAACGAGAGGUUUUGGGGAUCAUGGUGUUUUAUAAAAUUAAAGUUAAUCUGAUGGUGUCCUCAGGAGGGUUGUUGGGAGGAUUAACUGCCAGUGACGUGGCGGUGGAGCUUCCUCUCACUCUCAUGAACCCCAAACCCUGA
Messenger RNA from Trichomycterus rosablanca, 1071 nucleotides. It is a transcript of the gene arr3a, whose product is annotated as arrestin 3a, retinal (X-arrestin). Gene Ontology annotation, biological process: G protein-coupled receptor internalization; visual perception; signal transduction. The transcript has 14 exons. The record is from RefSeq and is a predicted model, not a curated record. Lineage: Eukaryota; Metazoa; Chordata; Actinopteri; Siluriformes; Trichomycteridae. Gene Ontology annotation, molecular function: G protein-coupled receptor binding. Bases 1 to 1071 code for a protein of 356 amino acids.